AUGCGUGAAAAAGUGAUUCCUAAAAUUGGUAUAUUACACUUUGAAUUCGAAAUACUUAGAAUUAGUUCGUGGUGUGAAAUUGGAAUAGGAUUUAGAGAAAUGAUUAAAUAAAAUGGAUAUCAAGGUGAUGGUUAAGGAAAGGGUAUUAAAUAUAAUUAAUUAUAAUCUAGAUCAUACCUAUUAAAAGAAUAAGGUGUUACAUAUUUCCAUCAUUCUAAUAAUACUCAAGGAAAAGCAUUUAAAUUUUAAGUUAAUGAUAUAAUAAUAAUGGAAGUGA
Molecule: messenger RNA, 277 nt
Organism: Paramecium primaurelia
Lineage: Eukaryota; Ciliophora; Oligohymenophorea; Peniculida; Parameciidae
Source: the annotation of a GenBank genome assembly